This is a messenger RNA of Salarias fasciatus (jewelled blenny), 3814 nucleotides long. RefSeq names its product cullin-associated and neddylation-dissociated 2 (putative) (gene cand2). Gene Ontology annotation, biological process: SCF complex assembly. The record is from RefSeq and is a predicted model, not a curated record. Lineage: Eukaryota; Metazoa; Chordata; Actinopteri; Blenniiformes; Blenniidae. The transcript has 24 exons. Bases 82 to 3810 code for a protein of 1242 amino acids.
UCUCUGCGUGCUGCGGAGCUCCGUGAGGCUCCGACCCUCAACUUUCAGCUCAGCAAGUGUGUUAAAACCAAAAGAAGCAACAUGUCGAGUGUCUCCUACCACAUCUCCAACCUGCUGGACAAGAUGACCUCCACAGACAAGGACUUCAGGUUCAUGGCCACUAACGACCUGAUGCUGGAGCUGCAGAAGGACAGCAUCAAGCUGGACGAGGACAGUGAGAGGAAGGUGGUGAGCAUGCUGCUCAAACUGCUGGAGGACAAGAACGGAGAGGUGCAGAACCUGGCUGUCAAAUGCCUGGCGCCUCUGGUCAGUAAGGUGAAGGAGCCUCAGGUGGAGACGAUGGUGGACACGCUGUGUUUGAACAUGACGUCGGACAAGGAGCAACUGAGAGACAUUUCCAGCAUGGGACUGAAGACUGUGAUAGCAGAGCUGCCGCUGUCCUCAUCGGGUUUGCCUCUGACAGCCAGUGUCUGUAAGAAGAUCACCUCCCAGCUGAUCGGUGCGAUGGGGAAGCAGGACGACGUCUCCGUGCAGCUGGAGGCUCUGGACAUCCUGUCCGACAUGCUGGGAAGGUUGAGUGGAGCUCUGGUCAGUUUUCACGGCUCUCUUCUCUCCAGCCUGCUGCCUCAACUCACCAGCUCCAGGAUGGCGGUCCGAAAGCGCUCCAUCCUGGCUCUGGGACACCUGGUGCCCUGCUGUAGCCCCGCCCUCUUCUCCCAGCUCACCCAGCACCUUCUGACCGAGCUGUCCAAAGCCCCGCCCACCUCCAUGACCAGGACCUACAUCCAGUGCCUGGCGACCAUCAGCCGGCAGGGCGGCCAUCGAGUGGGGGAACAUUUAGAGAAGCUGAUCCCCAUGGUGGUGAAGUUCACCGGCGUGGAGGACGACGAGCUGCGGGAGUACUGCUUCCAGGCGUUCGAAGCCUUCAUACGCAGGUGUCCAAAGGAGAUGUCACCUCACGUUGCUACGGUGACGCAGCUCUGUCUGAAGUUCAUGACCUUCGACCCCAAUUACAACUACGACGACAAUGAGGAGGAAGAGGACAGCAUGGACAUCGAGGACGGCCUGGAUGAAGAAACAGACGAUGAGUACAGUGACGAUGACGACCUGAGCUGGAAGGUGCGCCGCUCCUCCAUCAAGUGCCUGGAGGCUCUGAUCAGCACCCGCCGGGACCUCCUCCUCUCCUUCUACUCCUCCGUCUGUCCCGCCCUGCUGAGCCGCUUCAGGGAGCGCGAGGAGAACGUGAGGGCCGACGUCUUCGCGGCCUUUUCCGCGCUGCUGAGGCAGACGCGAGCGGGAUCCGGCCGCCCCGGGGUCAGCGUGGUCGGGUCCGAGCCUCCGGGAGCGGGCGGAGAGGAGGAGCCGGCUGUGGCCGUGCUGAAGAAACAGGUGCCGGCGAUCGUGAAGGCGCUCCACAAACAGCUGAAGGAGAAAAGCAUCAAAUCUCGACAGGGCUGCUUCUGCCUGCUGACUGAGCUGGCUCACACCGUCCCCGGAGCCCUGCAGGAGCACAUCCCGGCCCUCAUUCCUGGCGUCAUCUUCUCGCUGACGGACAGGUCCACCACCUCCACCAUGAGGAUCGACGCCCUCUCCUUCUUCCAUGUCCUCCUCCUCUCCCACCCUCCUCAAGUCUUUCAGCCUCACAUGCAGGUGCUGCUGCCUCCGGUCGUAUCGUGCAUCGAAGACACGUUUUAUAAGAUCACGUCGGAGGCUCUUCUGGUCACUCAGCAGCUGAUCCGAGUGAUGAGGCCGCAGGGACAGACAGCCGGAGGAUUCGACCCGAAACCCUUCGUCCAACAGGUGUUUUCAGUCACAAUGAAGAGGCUGAAAGCAACAGACAUUGACCAGGAAGUGAAGGAGCGGGCCAUUUCCUGUAUGGGUCACAUGGUGUGUUACCUUGGCGACCAUCUGAAGACCGAGCUCUCGGACAUCUUGUCCAUCUUUCUGGAGAGGCUGAAGAACGAGAUCACGAGACUGACGGCAGUCAGGACCAUCACGCUCGUCUCUGCUUCUCCUCUGAAGAUCGACCUGUCGACCAUCCUGCCUGAAGCCCUGUCUGUGCUGGGCUCGUUCCUGAGGAAGAACCAGCGGGCUCUGAAGCUCGGCACUCUGGCGUGUCUGACGGCGCUGGUCACUCAUCACGCCGCCAGCAUCAAACCCGCGGCCCUGGAACCGGUGCUCGCCGAGCUUCCUGCGCUGGUGGACGAGAGUGACAUGCAUGUGUCACAGGUGUCCAUCACCUUGCUGACCUGCAUGUGCAAAGCCUGCUCCUCCUCUCUGGCGAAGAUCUGCUCCUCCGUGCUGCCUGGAGUUUUCAGGCUCGUCCACUCGCCGCUGCUGCAGGGCGGCGCCCUGGCGGCCAUACUGGACUUCCUCCAGGCUCUGGUUCAGUCCAAAACCAGCAACCUGGGCUUCAGUCAGUUGAUGAAGUCGCUCACCGAGCCGUUUCACAGCCCUCAGUCCUGUGUGGACGGCGGCGCCCUCCACAGGCAGAGCUACCACUCGGUGGCUCGCUGUGUGGCGGCUCUGUGCUCUGCAGCUCCCAAAGAGACCGCCGCCACUGUGGCUGGACUCAUUCAGCAGAUUAAAAACACCGGCUCUCCAGAGUCGGCUCGUGUCCUGGCUCUGCUGUCUCUGGGUGAGGUGGGGAGGAGCGGCAGCCUGGGGGGCAGUAAGGAGGUGCAGGGGGUCAUCCUGGAGGCCUUCUCCUCCACCAGCGAAGAGGUGAAGACGGCGUCCUCCUGCGCUCUGGGCAGCAUGGCGGUCGGCAGCCUGAACGACUACCUGCCCUUCAUGCUGAAGGAGAUCUCAGCUCAGCCGCGGAGGCAAUACCUGCUGCUGCACUCGCUCAAAGAGGUCAUCAGUGCCUGUCCCGGUUCGAGUCUCUCGCCCCACGUGGAGUCCAUCUGGGCGCUGCUGUUUCAGAACUGCGAGUGUCCGGAAGAAGGAACCAGGAACCUGGUGGCUGAGUGUCUCGGAAAACUGACCUUAGUCAACCCCGCUCAACUGCUACCUCGACUCAAACAACAACUGAAAGCUGGUUCUCCUCUGGCUCGCAGCACAAUGGUGACGGCCGUCAAGUUCACCAUCGUUGAUCAUCCUGCUCCGAUCGACUCACUGCUCAAAGACAGCAUAGGCGACUUCCUGAAGACGCUGCAGGACAACGACAUCAACGUUCGCCGCGUGGCCCUGGUGAUGUUCAACUCGGCGGCUCAUAACAAGCCCUCUCUGAUCCGCGGCCUGCUGGGAACGGUGCUGCCUCACCUCUACAGGGAGACGCAGAUCCGGAAGGACCUGAUCCGGGAGGUGGAGAUGGGUCCCUUCAAGCACACGGUGGACGACGGCCUGGACGUGCGCAAAGCUGCGUUCGAGUGCAUGUACACUCUGCUGGACAGCUGCCUGGACGGACUGGACGUCCUGCAGUUCCUGGAUCACGUGGAGGAGGGACUCAAAGACCACUACGACAUCAGGAUGCUGACUUUCCUGAUGCUGGCCAGGCUGGCCUCUCUGUGCCCGGCUGCCGUUCUCCAAAGACUGGACCGACUGGUGGAGCCGCUCAGAGCCACCUGCACCACCAAAGUGAAGGCCGGGUCUGUGAAGCAGGAGUUUGAGAAGCAGGAGGAGCUGCGCCGCUCGGCCAUGCGCGCCGUCGCCGCCCUGCUGGCCGUGCCCGAGGUGGAGCGGAGUCCCAGCAUGGCCGACUUCGCCAACCAGAUCAGGUCCAACGCCGACAUGGCGUCCAUCUACCAGAGCGUGCAGGGGGGUGAGGGCGGGGGUUUGGGGCCCCCAGAGGGCAUGGACAUGAGCUGAAGAC